Molecule: messenger RNA, 1520 nt
Organism: Drosophila biarmipes
Lineage: Eukaryota; Metazoa; Arthropoda; Insecta; Diptera; Drosophilidae
Exons: 2
Coding region: 16-1284 (422 amino acids)
Source: RefSeq, a predicted model, not a curated record
GAUUUCAAGAGCAACAUGUUUAAUGUUUAUUGUUUUGAUUCGGAAGCACAUUUGGACGCUGAAAUGUCUAGUUAUUGGCCAAAAGAGGAGCGCAGCUUCUGCUCCUGGGAGAAAAUAGAGGCUGAACAGGACUACGAUACGAUAAUAAUCGAUGAUGAUGAUGAUGGAUCUGAUAGUUAUCACUGGCGUCGUAAAAUGAAGUCUGAAUCCCCAUUUGAAGACAAGGGGUUCGAGUCCCCAUUUGAUGACAAGGGGUCCCUUUCCCCGCAGGACGAUUUCCCGGAUCACAAACCAACAGGACCUCAGCCAGCCAAGCAAAAGACGAAUAAAAAGAACCCCUACCAGAUGCGAAAGACCAAGGUGCAACUGGCUCGCCAUAUUCUCGCCAGGAUUGCCAAGAACGAGGCGGAAGGAAGGACGCAUCCCAAAGAUGCGAAGGACAAAGUUCGAUGCCAGGCGAUGUUGAAGAAAUUGGAACGCCACAGCCGGAGGAAUACGCAGGACAUCCAGCCCACGAAACCGAUGCCAGAUCGCUCUGUGGUUAAGAACGGUAGAACGCCGCCCAAAAGAUCAAGGCGUACAGGUCCGUCCGGAUCUGGAAAGCUUGAUGAGGAGGCCAAGGACAAUCUGGUGAUGGCCUUGGUGGACGAGCUGCAUGAGGACGGCUAUCUGCUCAAUCAAAAAUGGGAGGAGAUCGAGACCAGGCUGGCGAACAUGGUCACUGACAGACUGAUGGCCGUGCCAGACGGUCCUAUCCCGUGCUUUGACUCUUCCGACGUGAUCCGAGGUCACCGCGUGAUCAGAUGCGAAGACGGCUUCUCGAAGAUCUUCCUGUCGGAGUGUGUGGACGAGAUUGGCGACAGCUGGGAUGGCCUACGCAUCAGGCUAGUCCAUGUCAGCGAGAUUCCCUGGAGGCCGCGUGCCCGCAUCUGGUUGCCCAAGGGUCAAAGGGAUCACAACCGGAUCCUGAGCUGCCUGAGAGCACAGAACCUCGAUAUAGACAUGUCGGACUGGAGCAUUCUCACCGCAGAGCAGGAAAUGAAGACAAGUCAGUCGUUCUCGUUCCUUAUAAACCGUCGCUGUCUUCCCCAACUGGAAGCCGCCGGCUACAAGGUUCGCUACGGCAUUCGAAUGGCCAAGCUCAAGGUGUUUUCUUCCGAAUCAGACGAGUUGCCUAUGGAGAACGAAGAGCUCAAGACCUGGAGACAUGAAGACGCCAUACCACACUUCAGUAACUCUCGACUUUCCUCCCAAGAGAGAUGCAAACGUGUGGACUGGAAGUGAAAAACCUAAGGCCGAAGCCAAGUUCAAUAUUUUACUCCAAAUCGACGUUAAACCUCAGGAAAGGUGUAAUUAUAAGAAAUAACUAUAAGAGUUACAAAGCCAACUACGUUUUGUAUGACGGAUUGUACAUAUAUCAAUCUAUACAUUUCCUGAAAAGUAAAUUUUGUCACCUUUUGUCAUCAAACUUCUUUAAAAUGCCAAGAAAGUAUAUUGUUACAAUUGAUUAAAAAUUAUAA